UCAUACGGGGCAUUAUAUCAGAUUCAUAGUUUAAACAAUUCAUUUACUUAUAAAAAUGGUUAAUCAAAAUAGUUGUCCAGCAAUUGAUUUCUUUUUUUUUUUUGUUCUAUUGUUUGAGUAGGCGACAAUUACACUGAUGAAUACAGUUGAAAAUUAAAAAUGUAAGAAAAGGAACUAAAAUACUUAACGUCUACGAGGGCUUCCCAGCCAGGACAGGAUUAAGAUACAGUCACAGGACCCGCCUGAGUUGAGUUGAGUCUAAUAACAAUUGCACUAAAUCACAAUAGAUAAUAAUAAUCAUUUAAAAAAUAAAAUUAGGAAUGCAAAACUUCCAAACAAAUCUGCAGUAAAUUAAAAAUAACACCACCAACUGACAUGCAGUGAACCUGGGGAUUCUGGGGCCCAUCCGCACACACACACACACACACACACAAAUGCCUCACAAGACGUUAACAGUCUUUAUAUAAUAUUAAAGUCAGUAAAACAGACGGAUGGUGGGACGCCAAGGCUCCGCAGUGGUAUUAUAAGGACACGAAAGGGAGGGGCUCAGAGACAGAGACAUGAUAAAAACAUCAGAUGAGCUGCGUUCAGUGGAUGAGAGGAAACAUUUGGUGAUUGAAGAGGAUUAGGGGAUUACUGACACAGCUGACUGCGCCCACUCUCCAUCAGCAUCAUCACUCUGUCUUUGUGUCUCUCUGUCCAUCAUCUGUUUGUGUCUCGCUGUCCAGUGAAGUCAGGACAUAGAAAGGUUGACGACCCAGUAUGGAGACCUUCUGGGUUCUUCGUCAGCAGAGGAGGAAAGGGAGGAUAAAUCGGAUGAAAAACUCUAGUAAAAACAAGUGUUACAAUUGUGCUACAGUAAGUAACUUAUGUAAUGGUGAAGGUUUGGGGACUAUUGUUCUUAACGGGGGAAAUCCGAGAUGCUGGAAGAUGUCAUGAAGUUUGAGUGUGUAAAUGCUGAUUGGGGUCAGGUUACUCUGUCGCCAAAACGGAAAACAGCUUGAUAUUCCAUUUUUUGUUUUUAUUUUCAAAACUAAUAAACUAAUAAAUGCUUAAAGCUAGCCUGGGAACAAGACGAAUCUCCAAGCUCAUGUUUUAAAUACUCUGACAGAUGCAUCUGCAUACAUCAGUGUAAUAAGAACUACCUAGAAGGACAGAAACCAUCUUUGGGAGAAAUUUAUCAGAAUUUUAAGUUGGCCCACGUCCCAUCUGUUAACAUGGAGGCAGCACGCUUUCUGACCUGUACUGCAGCCAAACACCUUACUUACUUAUUUAAAAGUAAACUAAACACUGCCAUGCUUUCUGUCUUAUUUCCAGUUGCCUCCACAGUGACUGCGAGGCUUGGCGAAGAGAACUGCAGAAUUAAACUACCAAGCUUCAUUCAACUUUCCCCUUCAGCUGCUCCUUUGAAUUAGCUGCCGUCCCUCCUGUUGCUGUCCAGGGAAAUAUGCGUCUCCUUUUCCUGGCCCUUCUCUUCUUCCUUCUUGUCUUUUAUCUCCCCCCAUCCCUUCUUCCAUUCAUCGAGGGCUUGCGGUUGUGUCCACAUCAGUGCGUUUGUUACGAGCACACCGACCUGGUGGACUGCCGUGGCCGUGGGUUCGAGCACGUUCCCAGAGGCCUCCCACACGGCACGUGGCUGCUGGAGCUGGGAGGAAACAAUCUGAGCGAGAUUGGCACCCGAGCCUUCACUGGAUUGUGGUCCCUGCGGGUGCUGGUGCUGACCAACAGCCAGAUACAGGCAAUACAACCACAGGCAUUUUUCUCUUUGUCCUUCCUGGAGAAACUGGAUCUCAGUUGGAACCAGUUAACAUCUCUCCCGGUUGACUUCUCAACCAGUCUGUCUGCUCUCAGAGAGCUGCGACUGGAGCACAACAACUUGAAUCACAUAUCUGGAUACAGCUUGGAGUAUCUGGACAGCAUGGAGAAGCUGGACCUCAGUUAUAACCAGCUGGUGUCGUUUGGCUCCAGUGUGUUCAGGGGCCUCUCCAGACUCAGACAGCUCUACCUACACAACAACAGACUGAAGGUGGUGCAGCAGGGGAGCCUGGAUAUGCUGCCUGGACUAGAGGUGCUCCAGCUGAGUAACAACAACAUCUCCCAGAUAGACACUGAUGCUCUGGCUCCUCUCUACAGCCUGGCAGUCCUGGCUCUGGAGGGAAACAACCUGCAUCACCUCAAGUUUAAGACCUUUAUCAGCCUCCAUACAACAGCUACACACAUCCAGCUGUCAGGCAACCCGUGGAGCUGUGACUGUGACCUGCAUCGCGUCUUCAGUAAGAUCUUGCACGUUCGCCACCUUCACAUCGACGACUAUCGCAACGUGACGUGCCAGGACCCGCCGCAGCUGGCCGGGGCUUCACUGGCCUGGGUUGACAGCCAGCUCUGCAUCGCAGAAACAGCCACCGUGCUUGUCAUCACCAUCACUGUGCUGGUCACUGUGGUGGCGGCUUUGGUGAUGGCGGAGAGGAACCGAAAGAAGAACCCUGGGAAGAACUGGGACACUGAGUCGCAGUCACAAACUUAGAGACCACCGCCCUGAGAGCAUGCAGAAAAAAAACAGCAAUAAAAAUAUGGAGACUCUGUGAGAUUGAAGAGUAAACUCCCAGGCUCCUCUAGUGAGGGGUCGAUCCCAGCAUUGGGCACAACCGGAGAUCCCUGGUUGCUGCUCCCAGAUUUCAAAAUCAAAAAAAGUGUUCACCAAAAUGUGUCUGAGAACAUAGGAGAGACAUAUGCCACACAGUUGUUGAAUCUAUCUUCAUUUUAGAUGGACAACAGUUAGUUUAAACAUUUCCAGAGGCAGUGUGUCAUGGUGCCAGACGGCCCUGAUUUGCAUAAAGUAGCCUAGACUCUACCUCUACCUUAUGCAAAUGAGGAGCUCUUGAAAUGCACCAUGGCCCUACCAGAAUGCAUUGCCUGACAGCUCACAUAGACAAUGAAUGGAAACCAUGGAAAUGACUGAUCCUGUGGAUCAUAAUCAAACAGUCAAGAGUUGCUGGGACAAUCAAUAAAUUUACUUAAUAAACAAUGAAAAAGACCAUUAUACAAAAUAUCAAUAUUAAUAAAAUAGGUCUGUAACACUUACACAUAGGGGCUUUAAUAUAAAUUAAAGCAUGAUUACAGCUAUUUAUAAAUGAGUUUAGUGAAUCCUCAAAGGCUCAUUCAAUGCUAUUCAAUUCCAAACAGCACAGAAAGCAACAAGAGGUGUUGUCACUCAGUGUGAAUGAAAAGGUAUAAGGUACAAAUAUCAAAAUGGAACAGAAAAUGAAAGCUAUACACAGGUUUCAGUGGCUGCUCUCUUUACCUAGCCAUCAAUUUUCAUAUCUAGACAGAUUUUGUUUCAGAAUAUUUCCUCUGAAAAGCAAAUGACGUGUUGUCUUCGCCCAGCCCGACUAUAAACUGCUCACACAUCAACAGUUAUUUUAAAUGUUAGUAGGUCAGAAUGGUGAAUCAUUGGCGCAGUGCGAGUGAGUAGAUUCAGAUACAGAUAUAGUAGAGUUAGCUCCGGUUGUUAUUUCCCAGCCUCAAUCUAAUUUUCUGCACAGUAUGACUGAAGUAAUUUCUGAUUGGCAUCAGCUUGUUUGUGUUUUGCAUGUCAAUAAAACGCUCUGGUGACCUUCAUGGCA
Messenger RNA from Dicentrarchus labrax (European seabass), 3623 nucleotides. RefSeq names its product leucine-rich repeat-containing protein 70. Gene Ontology annotation, cellular component: plasma membrane. Gene Ontology annotation, molecular function: protein binding. The record is from RefSeq and is a predicted model, not a curated record. NCBI's taxonomy places the organism in Eukaryota, Metazoa, Chordata, Actinopteri, Moronidae. The coding region runs from base 1448 to 2524 and encodes 358 amino acids. The transcript has 6 exons.